Messenger RNA from Trypanosoma rangeli, 963 nucleotides. Its product is annotated as endonuclease V. The coding region runs from base 1 to 963 and encodes 320 amino acids. NCBI's taxonomy places the organism in Eukaryota, Euglenozoa, Kinetoplastea, Trypanosomatida, Trypanosomatidae. Gene Ontology annotation, biological process: DNA repair. Gene Ontology annotation, cellular component: nucleolus; cytoplasm. Gene Ontology annotation, molecular function: single-stranded RNA binding; RNA endonuclease activity producing 5'-phosphomonoesters, hydrolytic mechanism. The record is from RefSeq and is a predicted model, not a curated record. The transcript has a single exon.
AUGACGGCGAGGAUAGGCAUAACUGAAUCAAACCUGGGCGAUGUGGAAAUUGGGAGGAAGCGGGAGAUGUGGUCAAAAGUUCAGGAGCAACUGGCGACACAUGUUUGUGUUCCACGCACCGUCGGGCUUCUGGAGCAGUACACAGAGGGGGACACAGAGAAGGUGAACUCAUUCACUCCUUCCUUUGCGCUUCCGCAAGGUCUUCUGGAGGAAUUUGAUGCGUCUAUUUUACUUGGGCCACAGUUGCGGCGUGACGCUGAGCACCGGAAGACUGUGUUGCCUUUACCUCUCUUGCCGUUGCGUUACGUGGGCGGGGUUGACAUCACUUAUGUGAAGGGGACAAAUCUCGCUGUGGCCUGCCUCGUCAUCAUGGAGUACCCAGCCAUGCGGGUGUGCCGUACAAUCUUUCACCAAUGCGAGGUGACGGAGCCGUACAUACCCGGUUUUUUAGCCUUUCGCGAGGUUGUGCCACUCGUAGAGUUGAUAAAAAAGAUAAGAGUCGAAUCUUGUGAGGAGGAAACGCCUGCUUAUCCACAGCUUCUCCUCGUGGACGGCUGCGGAGUACAGCACCCGCUCCGCUGCGGACUUGCCAGUCAUGUGGGUGUUAUUCUGGAUAUCCCUACGAUUGGCUGUGCAAAAAAGUUUAUGGCAGUGGACGGUAUGACACGCGAAUCAAUGCAUCUUCUCUUUGAGACCAAUGCUGAUGAUGCACAUGAGGCUAAAAAGGAGAGUCUGGCACCUCUUGUGAAACCAAUGAUUGGGCGGAGUGGUGCGCUGUGGGGCUACGCAGCCACACCAAACCCCAGUGUCAGGAAUCCCAUUUUUAUUUCUCCCGGUCAUCGUGUCGGAUACGCUGAAGCAGCUGCGUUGGCGCUCUCCAUGUGUAAGUACCGCGUCCCUGAGCCCAUUCGCGUCGCGGAUCUUAGUUCCCGUGAUUACAUUCGACGCAUGAAUCUAAGGUGA